CCGCGUGGUGGUUUUGACCUGGGGCGGCGGUGAUGGAGACCUCUAUGGAGAUUUGUCGUAAGAAGCUGUAGAAAGUGUAUUCAAUGUGACGACAAUGUAGAGAUGGUGUUGGACCGAAGUUUAGAAGAUGUACUUAAAAAGCGAAUUAUGGUAAUUGAUGGCGCUAUGGGAACCAUGAUUCAGAGCUGUAAAUUGCAAGAGGAGGAUUUUCGAGGUGACGAAUUUAAAGAUCAUUCAAAAAAUCUUAAAGGAAAUAAUGAUAUUCUCAAUCUCACUAAACCAGAUAUAAUUUUUGAAAUCCACAAGGAGUAUUUGGAGGCUGGAGCUGAUUUUGUUGAAACAAACACUUUCAAUGGAACGUCUGUGAGCCAGUCUGAUUACGGUACACAACAUUUGGCAUACCGGAUAAACAAAGAGGCUGCUAGAAUAGCGAAAAGAGCGUGUGAACUGGUUCAAAUUAAGUCAGGUGAGGGCAUGCAGUUAUGUCUAUUAUAGUUAUACGAAAACAGUUCUUUUUUAAUGGCAGUUGUUUAUUUGCUAUAGUCGUAUUAACUCACGCAGAACUUCCGUGACUUUCUCUGUUCAGCUCUGGUAAAAAUGCCUGCUCCCAUAUGAUGUUUUGCCUCAUGCACCGAACUGUUAACCUUCUUAGCAGCGCCAGCAUAAAUACGCAUAUCUAGUAAGAAUUGCAUGUGACCGUGCAACUGCAAGAGCUGCCGGCAGAAGUACAAUAACGAUUACAACAACACUAAGGACCAGACACACAAUGCAACACCCUACACCAGAGAUUGAUUUAGAGCACUUCUAUCAAAGUGCUCAGCAGAAAAAACCACACUCAGCAAAAAAAAACCAAUCUCUGAGGGAAAAAACCCGCUAGCAACUAAACAUGUAUAUACUAUCAGUCCGUCUCUGACCAAUAAGAGCAAGCAGCUGUUCCUUCACUGCUCUUUCCAAGUUCCAUGACACUGCUUCCACAAUAAUGCUUGUGGCACAACACUCCUGUAUAGCUGUCUCCAUAUUGUCCCUGCAAAGUAAGAACUCUGCAGAACAGAAUUUAUGCACAUACACCCUACACACAUACUCACCAUAACCUCCAGUACAAAAUGUUUCUGCCCGACAGCAAGAAGUUGCCGAGAGAAUGACACUGUCGGUACACUCCCGUCUUUAAAAACCUUCACGACUGUCGCCACGCAGCGCAAUCAUCAGUGCAUACGCGCCUCCCCAAACUAUUGGGGAUUAUAUUCUGUCUAAUUCGCUGCGCUCAAACGAAAUAAAAUACAUCUCCCAUAAUAUGAUGUUCUGCCUCAUGCACCAAACUGUUAACCCUCCUAAGCAGCGCCAGCAUAAAUACGCAUAUCUAGUGACUGUGCAACUGCGAGAGAGGCCUCAAAGAUAGCAGGCAGCGUAGUCACUACCAUAAAUAUAAUGAGUAAACCAGCCUUAAAUCCCAAGCUACGAG
Messenger RNA from Geodia barretti, 1459 nucleotides. Lineage: Eukaryota; Metazoa; Porifera; Demospongiae; Tetractinellida; Geodiidae. The record is from the annotation of a GenBank genome assembly.